AUGCCUCCUUCCGGAAAACGUAAAAAGAAGAAAGUCAAGAAGAAAACAAAAUCUUCAAAAAAGUCUGGGAAAAAGAAGUCUUUAAAGAAGAAAGUAACUAAAGGAAAGUCUACAAUAAAGAAAUGUGUGAAAAAGUUAAAAAAUAGGAAAUCUACAAGAAAAUCGGUUAAAAUAAGAAAAGUGAAGAGUAAAAAGAGGAAAAGAGGAGUUGUUAAGAGGCCAACAGUUUCAGGCAGAGAGAGCAAGAAAUUAAAGAAUUUUGCUCUGCCUGUAAGUAAUUCUCCAAAAAUUCCACUUCGUCUUGGCGAGAAGAUCAGAGGCUUGGACCUUUUAGAGUUUUCUGAUGAAUUACCAACCAAACAUGUUGAGGAACACAAAGAAAAGGUACCAGAAAAGCCUUCAACUUCAGUUGAUUUGGAUAUUAUAAUGCGUGGUCAGGAAGAUUUAUUCAUCUGCAAGGACCAGAAGAGGACUGGCAAAGUUUGA
Molecule: messenger RNA, 486 nt
Organism: Meloidogyne enterolobii
Lineage: Eukaryota; Metazoa; Nematoda; Chromadorea; Rhabditida; Meloidogynidae
Source: the annotation of a GenBank genome assembly